GACCGCUAGCGAGCGUAGACCUGGGUCCCGUUAUAUUUGUGUUGGUUAAUUAAGCGGGCUAACUAAACGGCUGCUGCCACGCCCUCACUCUUCCGCCUCUCUCGCUGAAACACGCCGGCGACCAGGGUUCACACGUCGGUUCACACCCGCGUGCUGCAGUACGUCUCGAUUCAGUCGCGUGGAUUGCCGACGCACUUUUCACCGCAUCCCACCGGUUUCCCAUCCUCGCCGUAACAACAAGGCGAUGGCGUCGCGCGGUCAAACCGAAACGGGCAAGCUGAAGGAGCGCCUAGAAGAGCAACUCGAUCGUCUCGUGGCACAGCUGGCCGAUCUCGAGGAGUGCCGAGCCGAACUCGACGAGGACGAGUACGAGGACACGAAGCGUGAGACGUUGGAGCAGCUGCGCGAGUUCCAGCAGUCGCUGGCCAAGAUCGUGUCGGGAGACAUGACACUGGUAGACCAACUCAGCGGCAUGCAGCUCGCCAUACAGGCAGCCAUCAGCGACGCAUUCCGGACGCCCGAGGUGAUUCGGAUGUUCGCAAAGAAGCAGCCUGACCAACUUCGCGAGCGCCUUUCGCAGCUACAGCGGGACGCCAAGAUCGGCCGUCUCAGCGAGGACGAGUUGGCGCCGCAGAAGCUCGAGAUCCUUGCCGCCCUCAAAAAGCUCAAGGCCAGCCUGCUUCCCGAAGAGGAGCACUACCUCGAGAAGCACGCUAGCAAGGCGCUGCUCGACUUCGACCAGGUCGGCGAGGAUGCUGCAGAUGCGAGCCGACUGCUUGAUGUGGCCGGCUCCCAAGUCAAGGCCGCCGCACAGCGGUGACUUUCGUGUUCAUCACAUUUUGUCCUCAUCAACUGUCCUGUGCGCCCCCGCCUCAUGCAGAUUUUUGCAAAUGAACUUGUUGUUGGGCUAGUUUGUAGAUGAUUUCAAAAUAUUAAUUUGACUUCAAACACACAAUACAUUCACGCACACGCACACACCCAGGCAUUCAGUGCAGUGUGUGUUUGAUGCCUAGGUGUGCCUGAGCGCGAACGUAUCAUGUGUUUGCGUUCAAAUUAAUAUUUUUGCAACUUCUGAGGCGCUGGUAAUGACGGUGUGCCUAUUGGCAAAAAAAAAAAAAAACACUGAGACUAAGCAUUGGGGCUGUCUCGUAUCACGUGGUGUAGCGUUUAGUAUAUAUAAGGGAAUUUUGAAAUGCUCCGAAUGUUCGUGUUUUGCUGGCCACUAUACAGGGGCGACUUUCAUGUUUGUCAUGGUUCGUCCCUUCUAUAAUGAUUUUGUUCCCUACUGUUGCGUAUUUUUGCAAGUUUCGAGGUGCAGGUAAGUAUGACACACCCUUGGCAAAGCAAACUCCAGGGCUAAGCAUUGCAGCUGUCUCGCAUCACGUGGCACUGAAGUUGUCCUUCUAGACUGUUUGUGUGUUUAAGUGCACGAGCAGUGUAAAACACUGCUCUUGGUUUGGUAUUGGCUUUUGCAUAUUUUGCAACUUUCGAGGUGCUCAUAACGACAAUGCACAUCUCAACGAAGCUAGCAUCAGGGCUAAGUAUUGCGGCUCUUCCGCAUCAUGUGCCAUUACAGUUUGUACCUUCUAGACUGCUUGUCUAUUGGUCCUGUUGCGUAUUAUUGCAACUUUCGACUGUGCUGGUAAUAAGUGUCUUGGCACAGGAAGUGCCAACGCUAGGAACUGCAGCUGUCUCGCAGUGUGUUUAGUAUCUAUGAAAGUUUUCCAAAUGCACCGUACAUCGGAGACUGCCAUUCUUGUCACGUCUCAACCCUCUUAAAUGUUUGCUUCCAAUGCAUGGUCCAGUCCGGUGCAUUGAUUGCAGCUUUUGAGCAGCUUGUAAAGAUGGAGUAUCAAGACUAAACAGUGCAAUAUACCCGUCUCAUUCAAAUAUGGUGUUGUGUAUAACAUAGCGGAAUGCCCUAAUGUGGUUGCGCGGGUGUGUAAUACGUUCCACAUCUUUUGUCUCUUUCGGUUUUGUCAGGAUGUGAGGUGAUGAUUUCACUUAUUCCCAUUUACCACGGAGUGUCUUAAUAUUACUAGAGGGAGGUCUGGCAUCAGUCACCAAACGUGCAAAUGAAGAGUCCUAUGGAGGUUCGUCCUAUUGUCGAAGUUGCGCUUUGUUUUGGCCUAGAUGCAUACAAUACAUAAAACGCACACAAUGGACACUUACAUUUUAUUGACUGCAAUUGGUAUGAAGUCGUAUGACAAACUUUCAAAGAAUCUGUGUUCUGUUCACUGUUCCCACGUUGUCUAAACCAUUACGCUUGUGCCACCUGUAGACAAUUAGCACUCCACUUCUGGUUGGCUUUGAGUCUUUCAGGGUUGCUAAGGCCAGUGUUACGUCCAUCCCAUCCCGUUCAAGCUUCACCAUUGCGUGAACAAAAGUUUGUCAUGUCACAUGUCCAUGCAAAAAGAUGCAACUGUUGAAUCAGUCAUGCUUGAUCAUAUUCACUAGGGUACAGUCAUGUCCGACCAAGCUUCACAGGAAUGUAUGAAUCGCUUUUUUUUUCUUACAGUGCUAUGCAUAGUACAUCACCAAAGAUAUACACAGCAAGUUUUUUACCGGAGAGUAGCUUAGGCCAGAAUGUUUUUGGCAAGAAACUUCUUAGUAGAGAUGCGUCAAUAUUAAAAAAUUUGUAAAUUGUUAUUUGAAUAAUGCUACGAUUUCUUGCCUUUGUAUCAACUAAUCAGCGUAUAUUAACUGAAUAUUUCUCAAAUUGCUUUCGAAUAACUUGGUGCACACAAUAAAACAAAAGUUACGAAAGGUGCAAAAAUAUUUCAUCCUAGAAAUUUCAGUAUAGAAACUACGAGAAGCUGUGUAACUGCUGAAAGAGCUCCGCUUGUUAGUACUGACAUAAAAUUUUCUAAUCAACACGCCUGCCAUCCUCUGCAAGAUAUGAAUAGUAAAUUUAUUCAAGAGGGUAGUUAAAUUGGCUUUAAUGUGUAUUCUAUGCAAAUGAGUGAAAACCGAGCACCUCACCACAUCAUCGUCAGCUUGGUUUUGACGUAAACAAACGACGAAGUAUGUGACAUGUUUGCGUUGUUUGCUAUGCUCCCUGUUCGUGCUGUCUACCAUAGUCAUCAGUUGCAUGUGCAUGUGUUAUGUGCAUCACUCUUUUGUGUGCUCAUGUUUCCAGCUGUUUUUAGAAAACAAAACAAUAAAACUAGACACUCAGUCCUACAUCUCUCAGCACUCCCAAAAACCAGAACCGCAAGUAGAAACUACAAUAGCUUUCCCAAAUAAUUGAUCGCUGUGCACUAGAGCAAAUGGUGUUUUGAGUGAUAAGUGGUUCGUUAGCUACUCACAGCAACAGAAGUAACAAGAUACAAAAUCUUCGUGUAGGUGCUCUUAUUUAUACCAUGCCUGUUUUCUACUCCAAUCUACACCAAUCUUCUGAAUUCCUUAUUUCAUUAAGCUUCUAAUAAAGGUAUUGUGAAUGUUACAACACAA
Messenger RNA from Rhipicephalus microplus (southern cattle tick), 3453 nucleotides. Its product is annotated as protein LZIC-like. The record is from RefSeq and is a predicted model, not a curated record. Gene Ontology annotation, molecular function: beta-catenin binding. Lineage: Eukaryota; Metazoa; Arthropoda; Arachnida; Ixodida; Ixodidae.